Molecule: messenger RNA, 1941 nt
Organism: Kwoniella shivajii
Lineage: Eukaryota; Fungi; Basidiomycota; Tremellomycetes; Tremellales; Cryptococcaceae
Exons: 6
Coding region: 1-1941 (646 amino acids)
Source: RefSeq, a predicted model, not a curated record
AUGCGUCUUCCACUGUCAUCGCAUCUUCAUCGUCUACGCCGGCCACCUCGAAUCUCCUCAACAAAUCCACCGCAUCUAAGUGGGUCACCACCACCUUCUCAUUCUUCCCAUUCACGGACAGAUGAUCUAGGGGCAGAUGGAUCGCGUCCGAAUUCACCGUCAAUUGGGGAUAACAGAGCAAGUUCUGUAGACACGAGCAGGCAAAGUGUGCUGCAACUCUUUAAGGAGGAUUACGCAUCGUGUAGGAUAUACAUGAAGGAUAUCGAUUAUAGAGAAGCUUUGAGAAAGGCGUUGAGACGACACAUGUAUAAGUGGUAUGCGAUUCUUGUGAUAGCUAUAAUCCUCACUGCGCUGCUAACGGCGAAACACGAGAGCGUGGUCAAAUUCUGUGAACCUGUAACAAGAACUAUAAGAGCAUGGCCUGGGGGAUGGCUGAUACCUCUUGCGAUAUUGAUUGUCGUUUCCUUUCCUCCCCUGGUCGGACAUGAGAUCGUCGGAAUAUUAUGUGGUCUGGUGUAUGGAUUAUGGAUUGGAUUUGCCAUCCUCGCUGCGGGAACUUUUUUGGGAGAGAUCGCUACGUGGAUAGCUUUUAAGUGGUUUUGUCAAGGUCGAGCUCAGAAAUUUGAGAAGAAGAAUAAGCUAUACGCUUCUUUGACCCAAUUGAUCCGAGAGAAGAGCUUUAUGUUUACAUUAAUUCUACGAUUCAGUGCUGUUCCGGGACACAUAACAACAGCUGUUAGUGCGAGUGCCGGUGCCAAUUUCUGGAUGUACCUAGCAGCUGCCUUUCUGACAUUGCCCAAGCAAUUCACAAUUGUGUAUCUUGGUAAAGCCUUCGGAACUCAAUCACGGAAAAAUACCAUCAUAUCCAUCAUCACCACAGUUUUAACACUCAUAGGUACAGUAAUUGCUGCUUUGUACAUCUACUACCAAAUGAGGAUCGUCAUGAAACGGAACACAGCCCUCGUACUCCCAACAGUGAUAGAACCUGAUUUAUCAAUGACGAUGUCAGAGUUUGUUGAUGAAAAAGCUGGAUCAUCCAAUUUACAUGCUAGAAGACCUUGGCUUUUCACUCGAGGCAGUACAAUGGAUAUUGAUGAAGGUGGAAGUGGCUUCAGGACACCCACCAGAAGUUGGUCAAUGCCUGGACAUAUGAACGAGGAUGAACUAAGAGAAUGGGUCAAAGAAAUGGAGUAUGAACAAUCUACCAAUGCAGGGUUAAGUUUCAACAAUGAAAGAAGUGGCAAAACACCAGCCAUCAGAAUUGAUGAUCAUGGAUCAACUUCUGGUAUCUUCGAUAACCUCCCACCUGUGUUCACACCUGCCUUAGAAGUCCCACCUGGAUUCUCAAGCAAUUCACUGUCACCAUCACCAGCUCCAAGUGGAAGAAAUACCCCUUACCUUGUGGAUUCGGAUAAUCUCACUGCUUCAAACGCAACGAAUCAUGAUCUACCGCCUACAUACCCACCCACACCGCCUAAAAGGGGCGAAUCGUCUACACCCAAACCAGCGUCCUUCGAGACUCCCCGUGGGAGAGGCGGAAGGGAGAUAGCGGAUGAGGCAGACGCUUAUGCUGUGUCAAAAGGUGCUAGAAGACCCGAUUACGGUAGAAUGAGAGGUGAUUCAAGGGCGGCUCUAUUAGGUAGACCGGUUGAUGAUGGUGCCCUAGAGCUGGGUGGGGGAAGUUGGAGAAGAGACUACACGAGAUCAAGAGGUGAUUCUGGUGCGACAUCAUCAGGAAGACCAACUUCGGAAGAUUUAGGAGAUGCUAUAGUCAAUUGGAAACGAGAUUAUGGUAGGAGUAGAGGUGAAAGCGGUGCCGCGUUAUUAGGUAGACCAUCCUCAGCGGAUCUCACAACAGUAUCAGGCUUAAAUAGGGUCAGUAUUUUGGAGAAUAGGGAGAAACAGUCGGAAGAUCAACUUGUUGAAGAACUGAAAGAAUAG